GUGAUGCUGGAGACUUGUUGCCACUUGCUCUAUUAUUAGGGGCAAACUCUGUCGAGGGAUACAUCAGAAUAUUCCAAUCCUCUAGAAGAUGACUGAUACGUGGAAGCAGCCUUUCCUUGAGCUCCAGAAGGUGUAUUACAUAGCUCUCUGUUCUCUCGGGAUUCCAGGGAACCUAUUUGCGAUCUACAUCAUCUGUUGCCGAGCAUGCGGUCUGUCUAAGACAACAACCAUCUACCUGGUGGCUCUGGCUGUGUCUGACACCCUGUGCCUGGUGUGGGCGGGCAUCCUCAACCUGACCAAGCUGUGGCAGGCUCCGGGCAGCAGCUGGGUCUACACUCACUGGUGGUGUACGUCUAUUGUGCUAGAGUACGCCACCAUCCUUCUCUCUGUGUGGAUCACCACUGCCUUCACCAUCGAGAGAUACCUGGUGCUGUUCAACAAGAGACUGCAGCUUCAGGUGGCCAAGCCCAGGAACACACUGUGGGCACUUGUGCUGACUGUCAUCCUCUCCCUUGCCUUGACAACCAUGGCCUUCAUGAUGAAUGUAUUUGCCAGGCACUCGCUGGCCGCCACUGUUUGGGUUUCGAGGAACUUUAGCAGCGGCCAGCGCAGGGAAUGUGGACCCUCCAACCGCACACGGAACCCGGCUACAAUCUGGCUGCACACGGUCAUCUCUGGUGGCGUUCCCUACCUCCUAAUCCUGGUGUUCAGUACGCUGAUAGCCUACAGGCUCCACAAAGGAACCAAGAUCCAUUCAGAAUCUGACAACGCUGCUUUCAAGACCACCAGGAUCAGAACCAGGAGGUCUGCCCACAUCAUGCUGGUGGUCUCCUUUGCUGCCGUGGCCCUGGGUUUGCCCAGGUUCAUCUCCGAGUGCCUGCCCAGCAGCUUAGACGGGCUGAACUACUUUGACUACAGUGUGGUGAGCAGCGUGGUCCCUGACAUUCUCUUCAUGCUUCAGUGGUUCAACUCAGCCAUCAACUUCUGGCUUUUCUGCUCAGCCUCGUCCGCCUUCCGGCAAGAGUGUUGGACCAUCCUCACCUUCACCAACUGCAGGAGGAAGCCCCCUGUCCAUGUGGCCACUCUGCCCAUCAACACCCUGAAGAGCGUGUACCGUCUAACCCAACUCAAGACCCAAACCCCACUUCAGCUGCCGAAGAACUGAGGCCAGUUCACCACCGG
Amblyraja radiata (thorny skate) is the source of this 1182-nucleotide messenger RNA. Its product is annotated as probable G-protein coupled receptor 139. The transcript is spliced from 2 exons. NCBI's taxonomy places the organism in Eukaryota, Metazoa, Chordata, Chondrichthyes, Rajiformes, Rajidae. Gene Ontology annotation, biological process: G protein-coupled receptor signaling pathway. The coding region runs from base 89 to 1165 and encodes 358 amino acids. Gene Ontology annotation, cellular component: plasma membrane. The record is from RefSeq and is a predicted model, not a curated record. Gene Ontology annotation, molecular function: G protein-coupled receptor activity.